AUGGACUGGGAUUGUUUGUCUUUCAACGCAGCGACAUUUAUUGCCGGAGUGAUAGUUCUUGAUCUCGGAGCCGACAAGUUCAUUGAUCAUACUGUUGUGGUUGGCCGUCGUCUAGGUAUCCCUCAGACGCUCAUUGCAUUAUUGACUGCCGGCGCUGAAUAUGAGGAGCUUGCCGUGGUUGUUGCCGCAGUCCUGCAACACCAGACCCCAUUAGCUAUCGGGAAUGUGAUGGGAUCGACUAUCUCUAAUAUUCUUGGGGCUUUUUCUCUGGGUCUACUCUUUCACUCGGGGUCGAUUGAUUUUGAUUGGAGCGCAAAAUUAUACACUGUUGUUCAGUUUCUCAUCACGACAGUAUUCGUCGCGCUGGCCUACUUCGGGAAGCUCAAUAAAACAACAGGUGUUAUCUUGAUAGUUUUGUUUAUUGUAUAUCUCAUCACAAUCGCUUAUGCCAUCUAUCGUGGAGUCAUUGAUCCUCCGUCGCAGUGGGACAGUGAUAGUGAUAGCGAUAAUGAAAACGAUGAUGAAAUUGAGGAUUCUGAACAUGCAAGACCAGCUGCGUCCGAAACGUCGCCUCUUCUAAAUGGCGAGCAUUCCGGAAAUCUUCACGAGCGAACCAACACCUUCCGCUCCCUUUUCUAUCAUAUCUACCAGCUAUUGAUCGGGUUUUUAUUACUUUCAAUAUCCGGCUUCAUCCUGUCUCAUAGCGCCAACAAAAUCGCCGAAUACUUUAAUCUGUCUGGGACCGUUAUCGGUAUUACCAUUUUAUCAUUUGCCACUACUUUACCGGAAAAGUUUGUUGCCGUGAUAAGUGGCUCCCGCGGCCACAGUGGUAUCAUGGUUGCAAGUACUGCUGGAAGCAACAUAUUUCUCCUUACGCUAUGCAUGGGUAUUGUGGCUGUUACUGGAAUCCCAGAAGAUUCUACUAGUGCAUUUACGUUAUUUGAACUCGCAAUUACCUGGCUAUCAUCUGCCUUGCUUUUGUUAAUAGUUGCAUUAGGUCUGGGCCACUUGGCAGGUAUUACCUUGCUAGCUGUUUACAUUACCUUUUUAGUUCUCGAAUUCACUGUGUAUAGGAGAUGA
Messenger RNA from Talaromyces proteolyticus, 1080 nucleotides. RefSeq names its product sodium/calcium transporter. The record is from RefSeq and is a predicted model, not a curated record. Gene Ontology annotation, molecular function: calcium, potassium:sodium antiporter activity; calcium channel activity. The transcript has 2 exons. Gene Ontology annotation, biological process: intracellular calcium ion homeostasis; calcium ion transmembrane transport. The coding region runs from base 1 to 1080 and encodes 359 amino acids. Gene Ontology annotation, cellular component: membrane. NCBI's taxonomy places the organism in Eukaryota, Fungi, Ascomycota, Eurotiomycetes, Eurotiales, Trichocomaceae.